This is a messenger RNA of Photinus pyralis (common eastern firefly), 3119 nucleotides long. Its product is annotated as lon protease homolog, mitochondrial. The record is from RefSeq and is a predicted model, not a curated record. Gene Ontology annotation, biological process: mitochondrion organization; protein quality control for misfolded or incompletely synthesized proteins; protein catabolic process. NCBI's taxonomy places the organism in Eukaryota, Metazoa, Arthropoda, Insecta, Coleoptera, Lampyridae. The transcript has 11 exons. Gene Ontology annotation, molecular function: ATP-dependent peptidase activity; ATP hydrolysis activity; single-stranded DNA binding. The coding region runs from base 84 to 2999 and encodes 971 amino acids. Gene Ontology annotation, cellular component: mitochondrial matrix.
UUGACUGUAGAAUUUUCAGUUUGAUUUUUGAAAAAUCUAAAUAUUUAGUUAUUAAGUAAAUGAACUAAUUUGUAUGUAACGAGAUGAAUUUAUCGAAUAUUUUAAUCGGUGCUCAUUUAUUGAGGCGUCACCCGUUGUUCUUACGUUCAUCGUACAACAGAAUCCUUACCCUAACCUCACAUUCUAGAACUUUCACAUUAGCAUCUCAUUUUAAAUGCACGUCUAGGUUAAUCCAAAGGGACCGAAGCAAAUUAGUGGACAGAUGUAAAUGCGCGCUUGGAUUCCGUUACUUUGCCACUAAAGAUGAAUCUGGUGGAGGCGAUGAGCAGCCUCCACCGCAAGAUGAUAAUUACAACCCCCACACUGCUUUGCCUGCGACCGUGGUUGUGCCAGAAGUCUGGCCGCACGUCCCUGUAAUUGCAGUUAGUAGAAAUAUAGUUUUUCCCAGAUUUAUAAAGCUGAUAGAGUUAACGAAUCCUACUUUGAUUGAACUGAUUAGACGUAAAGUGAAACUUAACCAACCUUAUUGCGGAAUAUUCUUAAAGAAAGAGGAAGAAAACGAUUCUGAAGUUGUUAAAAAUCUUGGUGAUGUUUACAAUGUCGGUGUAUUCGCGCAAAUUCACGAAAUGCAAGAUUUAGGCGACCGGCUCAGACUGGUCGUAAUGGCGCAUCGACGUAUUAAAAUUACAGGUCAAAUUCUUGAAAAUGAGGAGGAGGCCCCGCGAGAGAUGAAACUUAAGUUUCCUCCUUUUAAGACGUCUUUGAACGUUUUUGUAGACGAAUCCGAUAAUGAUAAGAGACGGCGAAAAGCUCGUAAUAAUCGUGGAAAGAAAACUUCGACGACAGUCGAUACGAAACAAGCCGAGACACAGUCGAAACAACCAGAAGAGGGUCUCUCUGUGAAAGAUUUACUUUUAAUGGUGGAGGUUGAAAAUGUGGUUCAUCAUAAAUUUCGCCAAACGGAGGAGGUGAAGGCUCUUACUCAAGAAGUUAUCAAAACGAUUCGUGACAUUAUCAGCCUCAAUCCUCUGUAUAGGGAUAGUUUGCAACAAAUGAUGCACCAAGGGCAGCGAGUUGUUGAUAAUCCGGUUUAUCUCAGCGAUUUGGGUGCUGCUCUUACUGCUGCCGAAGGGCAUGAAUUACAAGAAGUUUUAGAGGAAUUGGACAUCCCUAAACGCCUGCUGCUGUCAUUAUCACUGUUGAAGAAAGAAUAUGAACUAUCAAAGCUACAACAAAAGAUAGGUCGUGAGGUCGAGGAGAAAGUAAAACAACAUCACCGUAAAUACAUCUUGCAAGAGCAGUUAAAGGUCAUCAAAAAGGAGCUCGGUUUGGAAAAGGAGGAUAAGGAUGCAAUUGGUGAAAAAUUCAGAGAAAGGAUUAAAGAUAAAAUUUUGCCCCAGGCCGUUUCAAGCGUGAUCGAGGAGGAAUUAAAUAAGCUUAGCUUCUUAGAGGGCCAUAGCUCUGAAUUUAAUGUAACAAGAAAUUACUUGGAUUGGUUAACGUCAUUACCUUGGGGCGUUCAAAGUGAAGAAAACUUAAAUUUGGAACAAGCAUCUACAAUUUUAGAGCAAGAUCACUAUGGAAUGGAAGAUAUUAAAAGACGAAUUUUAGAAUUUAUAGCGGUUAGUCAAUUAAAAGGAUCGACCCAAGGGAAAAUUUUAUGUUUUCAUGGGCCGCCGGGUGUCGGUAAAACUAGUAUCGCAAGAUCAAUUGCGCGAGCUUUAAAUAGGGAAUAUUUUCGAUUUUCGGUAGGUGGCAUGACCGAUGUCGCCGAGAUUAAGGGCCACAGACGUACUUACGUAGGAGCUAUGCCUGGUAAAAUUAUCCAGUGUUUGAAGAAAACACGAACUGAAAACCCGUUGGUACUCAUUGACGAAGUAGACAAAAUUGGAAAGGGAUAUACGGGAGAUCCCAGCUCGGCGUUACUGGAAUUACUAGAUCCAGAGCAAAAUGCAAAUUUCCUAGAUCAUUAUUUAGACGUUCCCGUUGAUUUAUCUAAAAUUUUAUUCAUUUGCACCGCAAAUGUGAUCGAUACAAUACCGGAACCAUUGCGCGAUCGUAUGGAAAUGAUCGAUAUGUCUGGAUAUGUUGCCGAAGAAAAGCUUGCCAUCGCGAAACAAUAUUUACUCCCUCAAGCAAUGAAGGAUAGCGGUCUAAAGAGUACCAAUAUUAACUUAGAGGAUGCCACACUGACUGUACUUAUCAAGAGUUACUGUCGUGAGUCUGGUGUGCGGAAUUUACAAAAACACAUAGAAAAGGUAGUAAGAAAAGUGGCGUAUAAGGUGGUCAAAGAUGAGACUUCGUUUGUUCAAGUGACCCCUAGUAAUCUAGCCGAGUUUGUUGGCAAACCUGUAUUUACCCAUGACAGAAUGUAUCCACACACACCGCCGGGAGUUGUGAUGGGAUUAGCUUGGACCGCUAUGGGUGGAUCAACAUUAUUCAUUGAAACCACGACCAGAAGAAAGUCGGGAGAAAAAGACAACACUGGCAGUCUAGAAAUCACGGGACAUUUGGGAGAUGUCAUGAAAGAAUCUGCUCGAAUUGCCCUUACCGUCGCGCGGAAUUACCUGCGCGCGCUAGAUCCCGAAAAUAAAUUCCUAGAAAACAGUCACUUGCAUUUGCAUGUCCCGGAAGGAGCAACACCAAAAGACGGCCCCAGUGCAGGAUGUACCAUUGUCACAGCUUUACUGUCGUUAGCCAAAAAUGAGCCGAUUCGACAAGAUGUUGCAAUGACCGGCGAAAUUUCGUUAAUGGGUAAAAUUCUUCCAGUCGGUGGGAUUAAAGAAAAAACUAUCGCCGCGAAAAGAUCAGGAGUAAAGUGUAUCAUUUUACCCGAAGAAAAUAAGAAAGAUUACAAUGACCUUCCUCAGUUCAUUACCGAAGGCUUGGAAGUUCACUUUGUAAAUAACUAUAAUGAAAUCUUCGAUAUUGUCUUCUCGCCGGCUACAUCAACAAUUACACCCCCUUCAGUAUCUAAAUUUACCGCUGCGACAGUGUGAAUAGGCUAAUAUGUGAUUGUUAAAAUGUAUCUAUUUAUAAGUGUUGUAUAUAAAGUACAUUUUUCUUAUUUGUACUAUUUUUAUAAAACUGAAUAAAUUGUUACUAUUUGUUUUCAUUAA